CAACUUAAGGGUAGGAAAGCCGCACAUGCGCGCCUAUAGGGACGCAAUCGAAUCCAGACUUGGUAACAACGCAAUUGUUAGUGUAGUACUAUCGUAGUGUCGUUCAGCUCUGUCGUGAAGUUGUAAUUCAUCCUCGAUUAAAAUUCGACAUUUAUCGUUGCUAGAGAAUUGCAAAAAUUCGUUCGAUAACGUUCGAACAAUAAAUUUUGUUUGCCGACCAAUUUCGGAGACCAAGUGAGAAAGUUUCGACUGUUGAACGAAUUCUUUGAUCAAAUUCAAGAAGAAGAAGAAGUUCGCGUAAUUAUUUAUAAUUUCUUUUUUCAAUUUUAUAUUAAUAAACGAAAGAUGACACGUGUUUAUUUCGAAAUAAAUUAGAAUUUUGAAAAUAGAUUGAAAGAGACAAUUUGCAGCUUUUUAACUCGGUAAUUAAGAUUGUUAAGACUGUCACUAAAAAUAUAUAGAAGAAAAGUGGCAAGAAACUUGAAAAGACUGUCUAUACAGUUUAAAAAGUUUUCACUGUCUAUAUCGAGUUUAACCAAGUUUCUUUCACAAACCUUUUAUUCUGGAUUUAAUAUUUAUUAUGGGCAAAGGGUUUACGUCAAAAAUUAUAACACGUUUUUAACAUCGCUGUCUCGAUAGAUUGUCUCGAGAAGAAGGAGGACGAGAAAGGCGUAUUAAUAAAGUAUUUCAAGUUUUUGCUCUAAAUUGACUCGACUCAAAAUGGAUAAGAGCCAAGAAUUCUUUAAAACGGCCAAUAUUUGAAGCAAAUGAAGGGCUACACGAACUUGAAACUACACAAUACUUACAUGUGUUAAUCGUUAAUUCAUCGAUCACGAAACAUUAAAUUAUGAAAUCACAGCUGAUUCAUCGAAACUUGAAAUACAUUAAACUUGAUAUCCAGAAAAUCGAUUCGAGCCAACGACGUAGCAUCGCGCGAUCCUUCGCUCAUUAUAAGAACAUUGACGUAAAUUUAUCAUUAUUCCAAUCGUUAAUUCAACUUACAAGAGAUGAGGAUGUAUAGAUAAUAAAAAAUUCCACGUAUGAUCGUAAUCAAGGAAUAAUUAAUGUAAAUCGAUAUCAGUAAUGAUGAAACUUAUCAAUGAAUAAUUGAGUAGAAGAUAUAUAAAUAAAUAUAAAUUUAAAAUCGAUUCGUUAAUAUCAAAAAUCACACGAAACUACCAUCCAUAAAAUAAAAUGAAAUAAAUCUCAAGAUCUCUUAAAAUCACUUGCAUUUUAUUAAAAUUCUGAAUCGAUAAUUCGUCGAGUUCUGAACGAAUCUUUUCUUGGAAUUUUCAAAACGCCAAAAUCGAUUUUUUGAAUCGAUGGAAAUGUGAUAUCUUGUCCAUCGUUAGAACCGAGUCAGAACUCGAAUCGGUGUUAAGUAUAUCGUGGGAAGAGUGAAGAACAAUGGAUCGUAAAGUGGAAGAGUGGCAAUUUGAACGUUGAUUCCUCGAAUGGAACGUGAUAAAUAGUAAUGGGAGGGAUGUUCAGUGUAACGUCGUGUGUCUUCGGUUACAAUCAUGUGAGGAAGAGAAGGGUGUAUACGGCAAGGGUGUUAUUGAAAACAAGAAAGAGGAUGAUGAAUCGCAGGGGCGAUGAAUCGGAGGAUGAAGGAACGAAAGAACAAGGCAGAAAUAUCCAAUCAAGGCAGCUGAAAGCCCGUGGGGUUUCCAUGGACAUGAAAACGUCCUGGGCGGCACAAGAAUUGACGUCCAUCAAUUCCAAUCUGAAUAAUAUGGCCCGCUUCCAACAGAAGCAACUGCAGGAGAAGGAGCAGAAGUUGCUGCAGCUUUACGACCAGCAACAGCAACGAGCUUAUCAGGUGGUGCAACGAGGGAGCCCAGGCUCCAACGGUUCGAAUCAUGCCACGACCACCAUCACGAGCCACCAGCACACCAGCGUCACAAAGAGCUCGAGCAGCAGCCAUGCAACCUCGACCUCGCAAGGUGGAAAGGUGAGGCAGAUGUUCGACGAGAGACGACAAACGACCGUGAAGGGGAUCGACAGAAGUUAUCCGUUGGAGCCGCUCGAGAACAAACCGCGGAAGCAGGCUAACGGAAACGGCGUGCAGAAGAACGGAAAUUUGACGGUGAGCCGGCAAUCCGUGACUGUAAAGCGGGUUGCAAGGGCUGACGUGAACAGCAAUUUGAACGGUGGCAAACCGGUCGCCUCGUAUCACGAGGAAAUCGCUCGAGAAUCGUUCGGCCCACGCCAACACCAGGACGAUGAUGAGUUUGGGAUCGAGAACCGCGUGGCGAGAUAUUCGAAUGGCAACCACAGGGACGAGACGAGCAUGGAGGAAGUUGUGGACCAAGACACGAUAGAAAGGAAUCGUAUGAUGGCGAAACUUCAUCUGAUGGAAUACGACGAGACCCUGAAGCAUCGUGUUAAAAACGAUCUCGAGAGCGAAGAAUUCCCGGAGGAUUUCAUGGUGGAUGUUCCUGACAAGCUUCCGAAACAAAGUGUUGCCAAGAAGUUAUCUCAAGCGGAGGCAAGGUUGGAACGUUUUAAAAACGCCAACGCGAAACGUGGUAACAACGUUACGAAGAGCCAAACUAUCGCCCCGAAGAAACGAUCCGACCCAAUAUUUCCAGCAAAAUCUACCCCCAGAGGGGCCAAGGAUGGAAGACGGAGCGAGGAAGGAAGGAAAACUGUUGGAAGGGCUGUGAUCUCUGAAACGGGGCCACGAUUCUUUUGUAAGGAAUCUGAAAUGUCUGCGACGACUUACGCGAUAGAUUCGAAUACCGCAACGAGAUUGUCGUCCGAAUCGUCGAGAGAGAAAAGUUCGAAAUUCUGUCGCGAAGAAUCCGAGAUGUAUGCUGCGAUCGAGCCAAAGGCUGCGAGAAAAUUAUCUUCUGAAUCCUUUAAGAGUCGAGAGAUACAGGGAGAAUACGAAGGUCCAAAGUUAUCAUUCGACGAAGAGUUUAAAAAGUCCGACUCGAAAACCGGGAGGAAAUUAUCGCCCGGAUCGUCGAGAGGCAGAGGCCAAAGCCCCGAAUUCUUUCGCAAGGAAAAGUGUUCGAUCGAUUCGAAAACUGCGAGGAAAUUAUCUCUACGAUCGUCGAUCAGAGACGAGGCGCGAAGAAAUGAAAAUUCGACGAGAUUCAAAGAAGGAGGCACGAUCGAAAGCGAUGAAUCCGAGAAAUCGGCCGCCGCGAUCGAUUCGACAAUCGUUGAAAAAUUCUCUCCCGAUUUUUCGAAUGUUGGAGAGUCGCGGGGCGACGUGACUAAAUUCUUUUGCCAGGAAAAUGAAAAAUCGGCGACCACUCACGCGACAGACUCGAAGAGCCAUUCGUCUGAUUCGCCCGAUUAUAUGAGAAACACGGAAAGUUUCCUGUUAAAGAUAGGACGAAGGAAUAGAAAGGACAAUAUAAAUGGACAAGUGGAACGAGGCGAAGCAAUUAGAAAAUCCUCCUCCUCGCCAGAAGAUUCGAAAUCUAUUAAAACGAAAUCGUUCGAACGUUUAACGAGAGAAAGGAGUCCUCGAUUUUUGAAUCGCGAGAGGGAAAAAUCGGCCACCACGAUAGGCUUCGACCAAGAACACGCCGCCUGUAAAUCUCCAAGCCUAAUCGAGAAGGAUAUGAAAAAACGUGGAUACGAAAAUGUUGGAGGGAAAUGGCCAGAUUUCACGAGGAAGAGAUCUAACACCAGCCCACAAUUUUUCAGCUCGGACAAAUCUGCCACGAUCGUGAUGGUGACCCCAGAAACGAUUAGAAAAUCGAGAGGGGGGGUCACAGACUCUGAAAGAAAGGAACAAAAUGCUAAAAAGAUCGAAUCGAAACGAAAACCAGCAGCGUUAGAUAGAAACGAAACGAAACAUUCCGUGUCGCGAUUUUUCUCCGAGAAAACUUUAAGAAACGGUGAGCAGGGAAUCGAGGGGAAGAAGCGCGAUUCGUCUCCAUCGAAACACGCGAGAACGCCGAGCCCACUCGCGAAACCGCAGCUCUAUCGUCGCGAGAAAGCUACAAAAACCGAUAGAACGAGGUGUGCUAUCGAUGGAUCCACUCGUCGUCACUCCUCGCCAAGAAGAAUGGCGAACAGUAGAGAGGAAUUCUUCUAUUACGAAGCAAGAUCUUCUAAACGUGCCACGGAUGUACGAUCGAAGGGUGGAAAAUCGAUCGAACGACGAGAAAUUGGGACGAAAUCGAAACCAUCGACGGACGAUGACGAUGAUUUGACCGUUUCCAGGCUCGAUCGUGAAGGAUUCGAGCAUACGCUGCGCUCGACCAAACUGAUUCGCGACACCAUGACGAGCGACGCGAAUCGAGUGGAUCACAGUUUUGGAGCAUCGAUCGAGGAGAGCGGGAAGGAAAUUGGAACCGUGGAAUCGAGUCCAAAAAGUUGCACGUCCGUGGAGGUGGACACGGAGAUACAGGAAAUCACGAUGCCCGAUCAAUACGUAAAACGGGAGCAUUGUCGAGACGCUUGCAACGAAACAAAAUUGGCGGAUAGUGAUAGAUCGAGGAUCGAGAAGCUGUUCACGUAUUCCGUGCGGAAGCCAGUGAAACAGAGAAGAUCGUUGCUCGAGUCGAAUGUCUUCGAGCGAUCGGAGGCGCGGAGACGUGGAGAAAAAUCGAGCCACAAAGAUUUAGCAACGUCGAGCAAGCUUUCGUCCAAGAAGAGGAGCGUAUACGACGCCUCGAAACGCGAAGAGGCAAAGGAGAAAGAUAUUUCGAGGGAACAAACGCCGAGUCCGAGUCAAGUUCGAAAGGGGACUACGAAUAAAACGGAAAAAUAUAACGCACGAGAAUCGAUCGCGAAACGGAAAACCGUGGAACGAGGGAUGAAUCGAGAAGGUGAGGACUCGCCACGGGCUUGCAGGGAAGAUGAAAUUUUGAAAUCGAUGGAGCUGGUUCGCCGAGCCAUGAGAGGGUCGAGCUUUGAAACCGCAUCGGAUGUUGGGUUGAUUGAAGAGGAGCAAAUUGAUAUCACGGCUCGCGAGUCGGCCAUCGAGAGUGGAACCGGUAAGAAUUACGAAAGGACCGACUCGGUGGAAUCGGCUCUCAGACGUUUCGAUUCAAUCGGCACGGAAACCGGCUCGAUUCGAAGCGUGCUGGAACGUAGCGAGGAAUCGAUAAGACAAACGCUCGAUCGAUCGAGCAGCGCCGAGGAAUCUUCGUCGAGGAAAAUUUCGAAGGUUCCAUCUGGUUGCAGGGGAGAUUUGGUUGCGGGGAUACACGAAAAAUAUUUGUCGAAAGCGAGGAUGGAGGAGGAGUCGAAUAUAGGUCGAAUGCCGAGAUCGUGCAAGCGGAAACUUUUCCACGAAUUUUCCGAUUCCGGCGAGGAGACCGAGACGGGGAGCGCGAGAUCGAGGUGCAGCCUCGACUCGGUGAGGACCGUGGAAUGCCUGUGGACGAGGCCCAAUAAUAAGAAGAAAACGCAUUCGGUGAAGAUCGCGGCGACACGCCUCGAAUUCGGCGACGGGAGGGGAGGAGACAAAGGAGAAGCGGGUGAAACGUCAACAGGUGCGGAUCGUUCACUGUUGUCUGUGAAACGGUUGAGAUCGAUCGAGGAUAUACGUAGGUCGAUCGAGGGCGAAAGCAAGUCGGUGAUCGAGUCGGGGACGGGACGGUCGGAGGCCCGUCGAAUAAAUAUCGAUGAUCGUGGUGCGAGUGGAGAGAGGAUGUUUUUGCCCAGGCGGUCGGGGAACGUUGCCGCGGGGAACAAGGGUAUGGGGGAUACGAGCCGUUCGGCUGUAAAGUGUGCGAUGCGUUUCCCCAGGGUGGUGAAAAGUCCGAGCCCGGAAACGAUGAAGACGGCGGAAACGGGCAACCGUGCGAGGAGAAACGUACCACCGUCGCCGUCCAAGAGCCCGGAUACGAUGCCAAGGCGUGUGUCCACCGAGUUGAAAGCUCAAGACACAAAAUCGACGAAACGGGGAACACCUAUGAAAGGCGCGGAGCCAAUUGGAAACAGGAAGACGAUGACAACGACGACGUCGACGAUGUCGACGGCGAACACGAGAAAAUCGACGGAUGUCGUCGAUGGCGCUAUUCUCGAGAAUGGUCUGCAUUUACGAGACCAAACUGCCGAAACGAAAUACGAUAACGACUCACCCACGAUGAAGAAAAGCGACGCUUUUGUCAUCGACUUCGACGAGCAACGGCCGAAGGAAAACGAUGCGCCACUUCCGCGAAAACCUUUUCUACGAAAACAAUCCACCGAAAAACAGAUUACAUCCACGCAAUCACUUCGAACUCCUAUUUCGUCAGUUUCGUCCACCUCUAGUGGCAUUUCCACGCAGAAUCAGACUUCCGUUUAUAGAAGCAGAAUGGCUUCGAGAGCAAAGACGCCAAUUUCCUCUGCAACAACGUACAAAGGGUCGGCAUCUAAAAACGGAGGAGCAGCAGGAGGAGUAGCAGCGAAUGAAACUUUGGUGCCUUGUAAAGCGUGUGGACGUCGAUUCGCCCCAGACCGAGUUGCGCUUCAUGAACAAAUCUGCAUAAAAACAGGUCAAAAGAAGAGGAAGCAAUUCGAUACGAUGAUGUAUCGAGUAAAGGGUACUGAUAUUGAGCCAUUUGUCAAAAAAGGGCUCGUUAAAAAACAGAUGGAGAAAUCGAAGAAACCUGAAGUAAAGUCGAAUUGGCGGCGUAAACACGAGGAUUUCAUUAACGCCAUACGCUCGGCCAAGCAAGUGCAAGCACAUCUGGCCGCAGGAGGCAAGCUCAGCGAUUUGCCACCGCCGCCAGUUAGCGAUAACUGCGAUUACAUUCAGUGUCCCCAUUGCGGAAGAAAAUUCAAUAAGGCUGCCGCCGACCGUCACAUUCCCAAAUGCGAGCACAUGUUGCACAAUAAGCCGAUACAUUCGCGAGCACCGAAACCGAAACGUUAAUUUCUCUCAGACAAAAAAAAAAACAUUUUUUUUUUUACAUCGAACUGGAACAAGAUAGAUUGCCUUUGUAUAUUAAAGAAAAAAGAUUGAAAUAAAGUUUCACGAAAAAAAAAAAAAAAUUAAAAAU
Molecule: messenger RNA, 6959 nt
Organism: Apis florea (little honeybee)
Lineage: Eukaryota; Metazoa; Arthropoda; Insecta; Hymenoptera; Apidae
Source: RefSeq, a predicted model, not a curated record